Messenger RNA from Linum trigynum, 219 nucleotides. Lineage: Eukaryota; Viridiplantae; Streptophyta; Magnoliopsida; Malpighiales; Linaceae. The record is from the annotation of a GenBank genome assembly.
AUGGCAUCCUCCCGGCAAAUACCACUCAGCACUCCCGCGCCUUCCGCCGAGACGACCGCCCCUCACCGCGGAUCCACUCCACCUACGACAGAGGCGCCUCCCACCUCCUCUGCGCCUUCCGGAUCCCAGGCGCCUGCCGUUGGCGGGACCUCAAACGCCCCCGCCGCCCCUGCUGCAUCGAGUAAGUCUAUCUCUAUGCGCCUUACCUGUUGUCGUUGA